Molecule: messenger RNA, 1446 nt
Organism: Alnus glutinosa
Lineage: Eukaryota; Viridiplantae; Streptophyta; Magnoliopsida; Fagales; Betulaceae
Product: protein ACCUMULATION AND REPLICATION OF CHLOROPLASTS 6, chloroplastic-like
Exons: 5
Coding region: 88-1431 (447 amino acids)
Biological process (GO): chloroplast fission
Cellular component (GO): chloroplast inner membrane
Source: RefSeq, a predicted model, not a curated record
UAGAACUCUGCGUCGUGCAGAGACAGAAAAGAAAGAAAGAGGGUUUAAGCUUAAGCACAGCAGAGUCUCUGACUGUCUGGUGGUUCAAUGGAAGCCUUGAGACCCCUAGGCGUUGGCCUCUGUACUGCUCCAAGACUCCUACUCUCACUGCCCCAUCCUCGAAAAUCCCACAAGCUCAGCCCCUCCUCCGGCGCUGGCGGUGGUUGUAGUGGUCGUAGUAGUAGACUCUCCACCACCUGCUCCGCCAGCAAAUGGGCCGACCGCCUCAUCGCCGACUUCCAAUUCCUAGCUGAACCCUCCUCCGAUCACUCUCUCUCCUCAUCCACCACCACUCUCCCUCCUCAUCCACCACCGCUCGCUCCUCCUGAAGACCGCCACGUGUCCAUCCCCCUCGACUUCUACCGCGUCCUCGGCGCUGAGUCGCAUUUCCUCGCCGAUGGCAUUAGGAGAGCCUACGAAGCUAGGGUUUCGAAGCCCCCGCCGUACAGGUUCAACGACGACGCUCUGAUCAGCAGGAGGCAAAUCCUCCAAGCCGCUUGCGAAACUUUAACGAACCCUAGCUCACGACGAGAUUACAAUCAAGGCCUCGUGGAUGACGAGCUCGGAACCAUUUUCACACAAGUCCCAUGGGACAAGGUUCCUCUGAGCGUGUUGCUAGAGGCCGGAGAGACCGAGCUAGUUAUUCAAAUUGGGGAGGGUUUGCUCAGAGAGAGGCUGCCCAAAUGGUUCAAGCAAGAUGUCGUCUUGGUGUUGGCACUGGCUUAUGUCGACAUGUCGAGGGAUGCAAUGGCAUUGGCUCCGCCGGAUUUCAUUCGGGGUUGCGAGGUGCUAGGGAGGGCUUUGAAGCUCUUGCAGGAGGAAGGGGCCAGUAGUCUUGCACCAGAUUUACAAGCACAGAUUGAUGAGACAUUGGAAGAGAUCACCCCACGUUGUGUUCUGGAACUGCUAGCUUUAUCUCUUGGUGAUGAGUACCGGUCGAGAAGGGAAGAGGGACUCCGUGGUGUACGUAACAUUUUGUGGGCUGUUGGAGGAGGGGGAGCUGCUGUUAUUGCUGGGGGAUUCACGCGUGAAGAUUUCCUGACUGAGGCAUUCUUGCGAAUGACAACAUCUGAGCAGGUCGAUUUAUAUGCAGCCACACCACCUACUGUGCCAGCAGAAUGUUUUGAAGUUUAUGGAGUGGCACUUGCACUUGUUGCACAAGCCUUUGUUGGUAAAAAACCUCAUCUCAUAAAAGAUGCUGAUAACCUGUUCCAGAAACUUCAGCAGGCUCAGGUAACAGCUCUUGAUAAUGCUGUCCUUGCCUAUUCUCCCAGAGGAAACCCUGAGGUAGACUUUGCGUUGGAGAGGGGCCUUUGUUCACUACUUGUAGAUGAACGCUUGAGGGAGAGAGACUCUCAGACGACUCUGUGUUUGAGGAAGAAGGAAGCGUAGGCUUUAGAAGGAGUU